UUGGCGUCGAUUUGUCGCGGCGGCCGCACGGCGUCGCGCACGGCUGGGCGGGGCGGACCGCGCUUCCUCCGAGGCGGCGGCUGGGACGCCGCGACUGGGCCCAAGAUGGACCUUCCGAAGCUGCUCGCCGCCCCGACCGCGCGCGGAGCCCAACAUGGCGGCGGCGGCGGCGGCCCCGGCCGACUGCGUCGAGGCCCGGGGCCACCGUCUAGCCCGGGCCUCGCGCGCCGCCGCCUGCUACUGCUGCGGGGUCCCGAAGAUGGCGGGCCGGGGCCGCUGCGCGGGGAGGCCCGAGUGGCGUCGGCGGCCCCGGGGCCGAGCCCCCCGCCCCCCGAGGACGGUGGCGACUCUUUCGUGGUGCUGCUGGAAGUGGCGCGCGGCGCCGCGGCCAAGGCCCCUGGGCGGCGGGAGGUCGGGCCCGGCGCUGGCGCGAGCCCAAUGCCUUGCCCCCAGCAGGGCCCCAGCGGCGCAGCCGCCGCCCCCGGGUCCGGCGCGGCCCUUGCGGGCACCGUCACCAUCAACAGCCAGGACCUGCUGGUGCGCUUCGAUCACGGCGUCUUCACGCUGGCCGCCGCGCCGCCGCAGCCCUGCCAGCCUCCCCGGGGCCCGCCCGCGCCGCCGGGCGAGGAGGCCGCGAGCCUGGCCGAGGGCCGCCGCGGUCCCCAGGGCCCCGGCUCUGGUGUCCCGGGCUACCGCUGUCCCGAGCCGCAGUGCGCGCUCUCUUUCGCCAAGAAGCACCAGCUCAAGGUGCACCUGCUGACGCACGGUAGCAGCCAGGGCCGGCGGCCCUUCAAGUGCCCCCUGGACGGCUGUGGCUGGGCCUUCACUACCUCCUACAAGCUCAAGCGGCACCUGCAGUCGCACGACAAGCUGCGGCCCUUCGGCUGCCCGGUGGGCGGCUGCGGGAAGAAGUUUACCACCGUGUACAACCUCAAGGCGCAUAUGAAGGGCCACGAGCAGGAGAACUUGUUCAAGUGCGAGGUGUGCUCCGAACGCUUUCCCACGCACGCCAAACUCAGCUCCCACCAGCGCACCCACUUCGAGCCCGAGCGGCCCUACAAGUGUGACUUUCCCGGCUGCGAGAAGACAUUCAUCACAGUGAGUGCUCUGUUUUCCCAUAACCGAGCUCACUUCAGGGAACAAGAACUCUUUUCUUGCUCCUUUCCUGGGUGCAGCAAACAAUAUGACAAAGCCUGUCGCCUGAAAAUUCACCUGAGAAGUCAUACAGGUGAAAGACCUUUUAUUUGUGACUCUGACAGUUGUGGCUGGACCUUCACCAGCAUGUCUAAACUCCUACGACACAAAAGGAAACACGAUGAUGACCGGAGGUUUACCUGCCCUGUUGAAGGCUGUGGGAAGUCAUUCACGAGAGCAGAGCACCUGAAAGGCCAUAGCAUCACCCACCUGGGCACAAAGCCAUUCGAGUGUCCCGUGGAAGGGUGCUGUGCCAGGUUCUCUGCCCGUAGCAGCCUCUACAUUCACUCCAAGAAACACCUGCAGGACGUGGGUGCUCCGAAAAGCCGUUGCCCGGUGUCCAACUGUAACAGACUCUUCACCUCCAAGCACAGCAUGAAGGCGCAUGUGGUCCGACAGCAUAGCCGGCGCCCAGAUCUCUUCCCUCAGCUUGGAGCUCCGAGUUCUCUUACGCACAGCAGUGAGCUUGGCAGCCCAGGCCAAAGUGAGCUCAACAACAUAGACCUGGCAGCGCUCUUCUCUGAUGCACCCGGUGAUGGUGGUAGUGUGGCGGGGGCCUCAGAUGAGGCGCUGAACUCUGGAAUCCUGACUAUUGAUGUUACUUCUGUGAGCGCCUCACUCGGAGGGAACCUUCCUGCUAAUAAUAGUUCCUUGGGGCCCAUGGACCCGCUGGUGUUGGUGGCCCACAGUGACAUCCCUCCGAGCCUGGAUAGCCCUCUUGUUCUUGGCACAGCAGCCACAGUUCUUCAGCAGAGCAGCUUCGGUGUGGAUGACGUGCAGACUGUAAGCGCAGGAGCAUUAGGCUGUCUGGUAGCUCUGCCUGUCAAGAACUUGAGUCCAGACACACAGGCUUUGACCUCAGGUGGUCAUUUAGCAGGCAACACCACCACACUGACCUCUCCGAGCCCCCCACCUGGAAACACCGGUGGCCCAGAACUGCUGGCUCCAAUCAAAGUGGAACCGGACUCACCUCCCGGCCCCGACACCGUGAGGCAGCAAGAACGGAGCCGAGUGGUGCCCAGGUCGGUGUUCUGCAGCCCUGCGGAAAAGCACAGUCUUCAGAAAGACACGGGGCUCAGUGCGGGGACCGGCAACUUCUAUUUGCUGUGUGACGUUGGGCUGCCUCGAUUCUCUGAGCACAGAUGGUGUGUGGUGAAUGGGUUACAGGAAAGUGGGGGCUCAGCAAGAACUGAUUCCCGAGCCAUUCAACUAGCCAAGAAAAAAAAGCAGAAAGGAACUGGGAGCAACGCAGGAGCCUCGGGGUCCACUCAGAGGAAAAUGAAAGAUGGCAAGGUCAGUCCUACUCACUUCCACACAAGCCAGACUGGCUGGUUGUGUGGGAACCUUGUGGUGCCCAGCGGAGGUCUGCCAGGACCAGCUCCGGCGGCCAGCGUGCAGUGCGUUCAGGUCCAGCUACUGCAGGAUGACCCCUCAGGUGAAGCAGCCUCGCCAUUGGUUCUCAGCCCGCAGCCUUCUGCCCUUCACCCCGUGUUGGCCGUCGAUUUGCCCGUCUAUGUCCUCCAGGAGGUGCUUCCUGCAGCUGGAGGGGCUGCUGGGCCUGAGGAGGUGCAGUGUGCAGGGAGCACCAUCAACCUUCGGGACCUGCAGUAAAGCGACCCUCUGCCCCGGGGACAGUCUGUGGCCCCUGGACUCUGUUACGUGGUCUUAUAGGCCUGGGGAGGACCCCACUGGGUUUAAGCUCAGGAGGCUAGCUGAGUUCCUCGGAGACUUUGGGGCAUGUUUCUCAAAAAUGUUUUUGUUACACUUUAUCAGGAACCAGUUUGGGGCAGUAUUUGUUGAAAUCGCCUUACAUGAACUGAGGCAAGGACUGCCCUCAGGGCAAAGCACAGGCCUUUCCUGGACUUGGCCGUGCGCAGACACCCCUUGUCCCGUUUGAUCUAAGCCAUGGAGCCCCUGCUGUAUUAGAAAAACAGACUUAGGCAGGAAGUAGGGUAGAGUAUGGAUUCCUUAGCCAAAUAGGACUUCAACUGUAGUAAAAGCAAAUGGGAUCUUUCACUUUCUGUGUUUUAGCAUUUGGCCUGAGAGAGAUCCAGAAACGGUUUCCCCUUUCUGAGAGCUGUUUCCCAGCCCCUUGGGUGGUGGUUGUGGUUGGGCUGAUUCUGUCACCCCAUAGGGCAGAAGUGAUCCUGUUGUCAUAGUGAAGGCAAAUUCGAGUCCCUGUUUUGGCAGAGCAGGCGGGCAGCUCGUAUGAGGGGAAGGAGAUGGGGGUGUAGAAGGGGACACUGGGGCCCUGUUAGCGAGCCCUCCACAGAGAGGCCAAAUUUAAAGCUCCUAAUUUGGGGAUGCUAGAGGUAAAACUUUACAUUUUUCUAAUUCUGUAUUUGGGCGUUCAUGUUAAAUAAUAAUUUGUCCGGUUCCUAAAGUCAUGGCCUGAGUGCUCUGUUACGUGUAGGACAGCGAGAGGGGCUUAUAUAUGCUUGUCGAGGCCGCAGGUGUGCAUGUACUUUGUCACCGUAUGUUUUCACACAGCGCGGUCUGUCCUGCACAGGGGCGAGCUGAUAACCUUGCACAUGUUUAUUUGUUAGCGAGACUGGCCAUGGGGCCACUCAGAAAUGCUGUUUUUAGCCUUGUGCCUUUGAGACUUACGUUGAUUCAGAUGCUGUUUUGGUUCUUGGACUUGGAAUUGUCCAAACUCUGCCUGUUCUGUGUUUCUUCAUUUCUUGAGUUUUUGGCCUUUGGCUUUUGGAAAUGACCCCAGCAUUCGGUGGUGAGUCCUCUCUCUUUCCUGCCCUGAGGUGCUGUCUAUUCAGGGUGCUUCUCUACCGAGAGGAACUUGGUCCCCAUUUAUAAACAGUUUUUACCCACAGAACUCUGUGCUGCGUCACAGACUAAAGUUUUGUGUCCACCUGGCCCCUCAGCCUCCAGGUCUCCCAGCCUCCCUCCACCAGCAGCCAGCCUGCCUGCCAGGGUGACCUUGGGGCUCGGGUGGCCUGGUGGCCACAUUGCACUGUCCUUCUGAUGGGAGGAGGGGCCAGGCCAGGGAACAAUCUCUCCAGGGUGGGUCGCUGGAACUUUCCUCAGAACGUCCCCUGGGAGUGUCCACCACCAUGAUGUCAUUGGUACUGACUGUCAGUUUUCUGGGCACUGGGUUCCCUAGUGGCAGUGGGCCCAACUUGUAGUACAAAUGAAUAAAAGUU
This is a messenger RNA of Zalophus californianus (California sea lion), 4352 nucleotides long. RefSeq names its product ZXD family zinc finger C (gene ZXDC). The transcript has 11 exons. The record is from RefSeq and is a predicted model, not a curated record. Lineage: Eukaryota; Metazoa; Chordata; Mammalia; Carnivora; Otariidae. Gene Ontology annotation, molecular function: transcription coregulator activity. Bases 106 to 2805 code for a protein of 899 amino acids. Gene Ontology annotation, biological process: regulation of transcription by RNA polymerase II. Gene Ontology annotation, cellular component: nucleus.